AUGAAAAAGCUUCUCCUGGUUGCGUUGUUUUACUUGCUAAAAGAGCAGCUUCCCGCACACGCGGAAGAACACAUCUGUGAUUUCACCAAGGAGAAGUACCUUCUAGGAAAAAAUGAAAAAGAAUACUGUGUGGUGGAAGCCAAACCUUUUGACAGCGUAACUUUUAUAUGUCCGAAAAAAAUCGGAGCACAGUGCUUUCAAAAUGUGAACACAGAAGAUGAUAUAAGUAAAGAGAAAAUGGAAUCAUCGAAAUUAGCCAUAGAUGAGCUGCUAUACGGAUCGACCCUAUAUGGAGACACCCUCCUAAUAUCUCCCACAGUGAAGCAAAGCAAAACGUUCUACUGUUUCUGUAACUUAGAAAUGAAGGACAUGAAGAAGUAUCUACAGAAGAAAAGAUUGUCCAAGGAAAAGGAAAAAGAAAAAGAAAAUGCAAAAAAGAAAUCCACCGUCAAUGUGGACAAUUUGGAAAAUGCGGAUGAAGACAUGGAGGUGAUAGUCCCACAGAAGCAAGAAGAUCAGAACCUAGUUCGAGCAUUACAUAGGGUAAGAAAAAUUAUGAAUAUAAUAGAGCGUGAAAAGAACAAAGAGGAGGAAGGAGACGAUUCUGAAAAAAAGAAAGAAGAGGACAAAGAAGAAGAAGAAGAAGAAGAAGAAGAAGAAGAACUUGUAGUUGAAGAGAAGGAGGAAGAAAAGGAUAAGAAUAAAAUUGAAAAAAUUAUUACAAAGUAUGGAGUAAUGAAAGUUGUUGUUUCUACAAAUCAUACAAUAACUAAAGGAUGCGACUUCGGAAAUAAUGUAGUGAAUUAUUUUUCUAAACCCUACCCUAUUGAGAGGUAUGGAGGCAGUAAGGUGUGCAGAAUUGAGGCGAAGCCAGGGGAGUUUGUCGGAUUCAAGUGCAUAUAUGAUAACACGGGCAGCGUUGAACCACAUAACUGCUUUGACAAGGUUUUUUACGAGGGUAAAGAAACCGAUUUACAGACCCUCAUGCCCGGCUAUAUAUCAUAUGGAAACAAGAAGAAGGGGAAGUACGCCUUUUACUUAAAAUUACCCCACUUUGUGCAACACAGCUAUACCAUUCGGUGCAAGUGCAGGUCUACCGUUUGGCAGUAUGAUGACUACGUGUUUGAGCUUGCGGUCGAGGGAGGAGAAAGCGACGUUGUUGCUAAGUCUUUCCAUGAGUAA
Plasmodium knowlesi strain H is the source of this 1182-nucleotide messenger RNA. Its product is annotated as 6-cysteine protein P41. The transcript has a single exon. Gene Ontology annotation, cellular component: cell surface; plasma membrane. Lineage: Eukaryota; Apicomplexa; Aconoidasida; Haemosporida; Plasmodiidae. Gene Ontology annotation, biological process: symbiont entry into host. The record is from RefSeq and is a predicted model, not a curated record. Bases 1 to 1182 code for a protein of 393 amino acids.